UCUAAUCAAUUAAUGUUUUACGUGAUGAACUUCACAGUGAUUAGAAUUCAUAUGAUAAAUGAAUGAGUUUAUAAAACGUCUUUUAAAAGAUUAUAGUCUUUUAUUUAAGAUAAUUCAAUUGGUACGUAGAUCGCUUAAUAGAAUUUUCUUUUAGAGGCAAUAGACUAAAAACUAAGAUUUAGGUUUUAGUAUGCGUUUGUAUGAAUAUCUUAUCGGAAUGUGAAGAACACUCGAUAUCAAUAUGGUUAUGGAUUGUCUAUUCAAUAAAUUCCGUAACUUACGCUAUUAUCUUACUUGUUUUGAGUUUGGCACAGAUUUUUCAAAAGAAAAAAAACAUCAUGGAAUUCACCUAUUUUCUGAUCGGUAUUAUUUUAUAUUGGAUAGCAGGUAUCUCAGGUAUCAUUAGACAUUAUACGAUAAUACAGAUUAACAAUAAAAAUCAAUGUAAUGAGAAAACAAUUGGAAUCAUUUUAAUAAUAUCCUCCUUCCUAAUGAUGUUUGAUGUUUGUAUGAAAAUUUGGAUGGAAAAAAGACAAGUGUAUCUGAUUGCAGAAUUGCGACCACAAGAAAUAGAAUUGCCAGAGCAUUGAUAAGAAUGAUUCAACGAAAGAUGUAACUAAAACUUUAAAUAAAAAACUUGAAACAUUUUUUACAUUGUUCAAACUUACUUCUACAUUGUACCUUCAAAUAAUAUCAAAUCUUUUCAUGAAACUUGAUUUAUGAAGUUUUAGUUACAAUUACGA
This is a messenger RNA of Vespula vulgaris, 743 nucleotides long. RefSeq lists its product as uncharacterized. Lineage: Eukaryota; Metazoa; Arthropoda; Insecta; Hymenoptera; Vespidae. The record is from RefSeq and is a predicted model, not a curated record. The coding region runs from base 201 to 590 and encodes 129 amino acids. The transcript is spliced from 3 exons.